Molecule: messenger RNA, 1362 nt
Organism: Protopterus annectens (West African lungfish)
Lineage: Eukaryota; Metazoa; Chordata; Ceratodontiformes; Protopteridae
Gene: CARD19
Product: caspase recruitment domain family member 19
Exons: 6
Coding region: 58-618 (186 amino acids)
Biological process (GO): regulation of apoptotic process
Cellular component (GO): mitochondrion
Source: RefSeq, a predicted model, not a curated record
UACAACAAUCCUCACGGCAAAAGUGAAUGUCUGACGGUUUUUUAUCUUUUUAUUAGGAUGACAGACAGGACACAUUGUGAUCAUUUGGCACAUGAUACAAAAUGUCUGCUUGGAGACAGAAGAUUAAAUGAACAACUUGUGGAUAAGAUCGUGCUGCAGCUUUACAGAGUUUACCCUCAGAUUUUAACAGAAAAAGAAGCACAAAAAUUCAGGUGUCUGGACACUCCACUUCAUAUACGGCUGUCACAACUGUUACAGUAUCUGCAGAAGAAGGGAGACACAGCCUGCCAUGAAUUCUACAGGGCACUACAGAUCAAUGCAGAACACAUUUAUACAAGCUUACCAAGUAGAAGGCGCAGGGACACGUCACCUACCUCAGGAUUUAACACAGAAACCACUGCCACAGAGAAUUAUAUUCUAAAUGACAGGGGCCCAGUGUUUUUCCUUGCUUGUUUUAGUGCUGCGGCUGGAUUAGCAUUUUUACUGUAUUACUGUUCUACAGAUGCCAAAACUAUGGAUGACGCUAAGAAGGUGAUUGGAUUUUCAGCACUUGGUGUAGGAAUGCGAGCUAAAACGGUUUUGAUAUCAUAUGUGGAAGAAAAAGCCAAGAAGAACUGAAGAGCACACUGCACCUUAAUUUACUUACUUGAAUAUGCUGUAUGACACCUCAUCAAAUAGUUACUGGAGAUCUGCACAAGCCAUCAUAUACAGUAUAAGGCACUGAAACCAAAGAGUUUGGUAACCUGCAUAACUAUUCAUAAAUAGGCAAAUGUUUGUAUAUACUGUGCACUUUAGACUGUGUUGAAUCACCUUUGGUAUAGGUGGUGGUAUUUUUCCAUUUUGAGACGACAUUUUUUUGUAUAAUUGUAAAUGAAUAUGAUUUAGUUUUUAUAAUUUCUUUGUAACUGGACAACAGGUACCCAGGUAACAGAUUUUAGCUUGAACUGUUACACAUGAGAGUAGAUAUGGGCACCUUCCUCUUUCAGUGGUUAUACACAUUUUCAUUGCUUCCCCACUUUUGCAACCUUUCACUUCGUGUUCUGUGACAGGACAGUGAUAUCAAAUUAACUAUUAGAUGUUCUUAUCUGAGAAAAAGGUGGACUAACAUAACCUAGCAGAUAAUGAUACAUCAAGAAAAGAGAAUGCACAUUGCAAGGGAAAUAUUUCUACUUAAUUGUAAUUAUGGAAAUGACAGCUUUAAAACAGCAGAUUAUUAAGUUGUAUAUAUCUACACACAUACACACACACAUACAUAUAUGGAACAAUUUUGUGCUGAUUUGUUUUGCCUGCUUCUGUGUAAAUAGUGAAUUAUGUGUUUAUUUGCUGAUUUUGUAUGGAUGGUUAAAUCUAAAGGUUCUGGGA